UAAAUAGUUUCUAAUAUGUUUUAUUUUUUUAUAAUUAGCUUUUGUGGGUUAACCUAAUCAUGGACACUCUUGGUGCACUUGCAUUAGCCACUGAGCCCCCAACAGAUCAGCUUAUGAUGAGACAACCAGUUGGUCGGAGGGAACCCCUUGUGACCAAUAUCAUGUGGAGAAACCUCAUUGUACAGGCUCUUUACCAAGUGACAAUACUCAUAGUCCUAAAUUUUGGCGGAAAGAGUAUUCUUCAUUUGAACAAUGAGACGCGAGUGCGCGCUGAUAAAGUGAAAAAUACCUUCAUCUUUAAUACUUUCGUUUUUUGUCAGAUAUUCAACGAGUUCAAUGCUCGGAAACCGGAUGAGAUGAAUGUCUUCAGGGGAGUUACAAAGAACCGCCUUUUCAUGGGAAUAGUAGGGAUAACUCUGAUUCUUCAGAUUUUGAUCGUUCAAUUUCUGGGGAAAUUCUUUAAAACUGAUAGACUUGACUGGCAGCUGUGGCUGGUUUCUAUUGGAAUUGCAUUUUUGAGUUGGCCGCUUGCUGUUGUUGGAAAGCUCAUUCCAGUUCCAAAAACUCCUCUUGGGGAGUAUUGCCGAAGCUGUCUUAAGAAACCAAGCAGAGAACGUCAAGGUGAUGGAUCUCAUCGGUAACAGAAUUGAACUUUUGUAAAAAAAUAUUUUGACUGAUCUAUAUGGAACUUAUGUUCCUGUAAUUAUAAAAAAGUGCUGAUAUGUUAUAUUUUGAUCCAGCUGCUUAGCAUUUGGUGAUAUAUAUGUAUGUUUAGUUUGUCGAGCUUGAUGAACUAUGCUCUAAUUUCCACACCACUAAUUUUCAUGUUUUCUACUAACCCUCUUAAAGUAUUGUUGAUUAUGUUUGGCUUGGCUGCAAGCUUUUUUACAAGUUGAAUACUUUAUUUUGUUUAUUUACAUUUUUUUUCUUAAUGAG
Phalaenopsis equestris is the source of this 936-nucleotide messenger RNA. RefSeq names its product calcium-transporting ATPase 9, plasma membrane-type-like. The transcript is spliced from 7 exons. Gene Ontology annotation, cellular component: intracellular membrane-bounded organelle. NCBI's taxonomy places the organism in Eukaryota, Viridiplantae, Streptophyta, Magnoliopsida, Asparagales, Orchidaceae. The record is from RefSeq and is a predicted model, not a curated record. The coding region runs from base 60 to 641 and encodes 193 amino acids. Gene Ontology annotation, molecular function: P-type calcium transporter activity.